Messenger RNA from Blastocystis hominis, 711 nucleotides. RefSeq lists its product as hypothetical. Lineage: Eukaryota; Bigyra; Opalinata; Blastocystidae. The transcript has 4 exons. Bases 16 to 420 code for a protein of 134 amino acids. Gene Ontology annotation, cellular component: endoplasmic reticulum. Gene Ontology annotation, molecular function: ubiquitin-like protein conjugating enzyme binding; ubiquitin protein ligase activity. Gene Ontology annotation, biological process: ubiquitin-dependent protein catabolic process. The record is from RefSeq and is a predicted model, not a curated record.
UCUAUUUGUUGUACUAUGGAAACUCAGCAAACCAACGAUACAAAUGAACCGGACAAAGAACAAUCGAAACCAUUUUCUUGUUGUAUCUGUCUUGAUACUCCUUCAGACCCCGUGGUAACGCCAUGCGGUCAUUUGUUUUGCUGGAGUUGUUUGGUUAACUGGUUAGACCUUGCUCACGACGAUUGUCCUGUUUGUAAAGGACAUGUAACGCGAGACAAUGUAACUCCGAUCUAUGGAGCGAACGAUACCAACAAGGAGUUGCACGGCGAAAAGAAUAUUCCCAAACGACCAUCUGCACACUACGAAGAAAGUGAUCACACUGUACCUAUCCAUCCCAUUGUUGUACUUAUCAUUAGCGAGCAAAUAGAGAGAACAACAAUUUUUUCAACAUGGCGCAAGGCAUGCUCUUCCCUGGCAUGAUGAACUUUCGCUUUGGAAACAAUUUUAUGAUGUUCGGGUAUGGAAUGCCUCUGUUUUCGAUCAUCAACAUCGUUUUAUAUCUUUUUAACGUGGCGAGAAACUGGUAUCAAAACCAUCGUCAGGAGGAUAGUAAUACAAACGCGAAUGGAAACGCAGACGCAAGUGAAUCUGCGGAAAGCGCGCAUUCACGAGAGGAAACGGAUGCGGCCAUCCGACCUGUGACUGAUUCCAUUGACAUGAUCAUUAUCGUGGUUAUUACCGUGGUUCUUUUGCUUUAUUCUAUUUUCUCGU